ACAAAUCUUUCUAAGGCAAUCGGUACCACUGUAAAGACGUUUCAAUUAAAAACUCUCCACAGUGUGAAGCAAAAUGUUCUUAUUUUUUGUAACUGUGUUGCUAACUCUGAGCUACUUGUGGCUAAAAAAUCGUUAUUCGUAUUGGGAACGACUCGGAGUGCCCGGCCCAAAACCAGUGUAUUUGUUCGGUAAUUUGCUGAAACAAUUGACUUUCCAAGAACACAUCAGCACAGCAAAUAAACGAUGGCAUCGCACGUACAACAAUGUUCCAUACUUGGGUUUCUACAAAAUGCUACAACCAGCGGUUAUGAUUCGCGAUCCCGAAUUGCAACGAGAAAUACUCGUUAGGGCGUUCAUGAACUUCGACGAAAACGAUGCAACCGUCGACGAUAGCGAUGAGCUAAUCAAAGCUAAUCCGUUCAUUUUGUCCGGAGAUGAAUGGCGUCAUAGUAGAGCAAUGUUCGGCGCCUCUUUUUCGGCCAAUAAAAUUAAGAUAGUGUUCCCAGCAAUGCUGAAAGUGGCCAAUGAAUGGGAACAGUAUGUACGCAGCUUGGGAAUGAAUACGGAAAUUGAUGCAAAAGAUAUAUGUUCUCGUUUUACCACCGAAACAGUGUUGAGAUGCAUAUUUAGCAUCGAUGGCAAAUCAUUCGAGCGACAAUCUGAAUUUUUAGAUAUGGGAAAAUCGGUUUUCCACCCCGACAUAAUCACGGCGAUGGUGUCGGUUAUUACUUUCUUCAUACCUGGAAUACGGAAAUUCAUGAAUAUUUCCAUGGUUCCGAAAUCGAUGCAACGACGGUUCACAGAAAUGAUUCGAGAGCAGACCAAAAUGCGAGAUUCAGGAUCUGUACAAUGUGAAGAUGUGCUGCAAUUCGUGCUAAAUGACCGCGACAAAUAUCAAAUGAAGGAGACUGACAUCACGGGUAUUUGCAUGGGAUCUUUCAUCGAAAUGUAUGAAACAACAGCGAACGUAUUGGCAUUGGCCUUCUACACUCUAGCCAAAAAUCCACAUAUUCAAGACGAAUUGGCUCGUUGCAUUCAGGAGUCAUUGGAGGCAAACAAUAACGAAGUCACACACGACCUGAUUUACAAGCACGAGUAUCUCGACAAAGUAACAACCGAAUGCAUGCGAAUUCAGCCCGUCUCCUUUGGAAUGCAGAAACUUUGUACAAAAGAUUUCACCAUGCCAUUGCUGCCGGGUCAAAGUGAGCCCACUACCAUUCCUGCUGGAACGUCAGUGCUGAUACCUUUCGCUACAGUGCAACAAGACCCGACCUACUUCCCCGAUCCUGAUUACUUUGACCCAGAGCGUUUCUCGCCGGAACAAAAGGCUCAACGGCACAAAAAUGCGCACAUGCCUUUCUCUGACGGACCACGGAUGUGCGUUGGCGUACAUCAGGCUCUGUUCAAUGUCAAGAUGGGAUUGUUCCAAAUGAUUCGUAGCUUUGAUGUCAAACUCCAUCCGAAUAAUAAACCGUUCAAAGUGCAUCCGAUGACAUUCGACAACAUUCCACAGGACGGAAUCAAAUUGAUUUUAACACCAAGGGAGGCAAUCUAAUCGCUGGUUUCUGAUUGACGUUCUAACAGGAUGUAAAUUUGAGCUGUUUCAAUUGAGAUAAGGGAUCUAUGAUCGUUUGAUUGAAUAGCGCUCGUGUUUUUCCGUAAUAAGAACUUUUCAGUUUAAAGUUCUGGCGCAUCCUAACACAGAUUU
Molecule: messenger RNA, 1708 nt
Organism: Bradysia coprophila
Lineage: Eukaryota; Metazoa; Arthropoda; Insecta; Diptera; Sciaridae
Product: putative cytochrome P450 6a13
Molecular function (GO): heme binding; monooxygenase activity; iron ion binding
Source: RefSeq, a predicted model, not a curated record